Nilaparvata lugens (brown planthopper) is the source of this 2879-nucleotide messenger RNA. Its product is annotated as eukaryotic translation initiation factor 4E-binding protein 2-like. Gene Ontology annotation, cellular component: cytoplasm. The record is from RefSeq and is a predicted model, not a curated record. The transcript has 3 exons. NCBI's taxonomy places the organism in Eukaryota, Metazoa, Arthropoda, Insecta, Hemiptera, Delphacidae. The coding region runs from base 531 to 890 and encodes 119 amino acids. Gene Ontology annotation, biological process: negative regulation of translational initiation. Gene Ontology annotation, molecular function: eukaryotic initiation factor 4E binding.
UGUUCAUUGAAGGUUUUGUAAGUAUGUUCAAAACUUGUCUUUUGCUUGUUUUUCAAAAAUUAUUUAUUCGAUUAUAAACAGUAGGCUGAUGAAUUAGUAUUGUUCAAUUUGAAGCAAAUCAGAAACGUUAAUAUUAUUUUCAAUCUAAACAUGAUUUCUAUUUGAAAUAUUUGUUUGGUUGGCAAGCUUGGUAGCCAUCAUGGAUUUCAAGACGUAGAACGAAGAAAGAAGUUUCUGCUGUUGUGUUUUGUACGUCGUGUGAGUGUGCUCCAUGUCGAUUACAACGGCACUUGUUAUUAAAAAAAUUGCGUAGUUAUCUAUUUCCUAGUUUAAUUUUUGUGUCAAAUCAAUUUAUUAGACUUAUCAAGUGGUUUUUGCAUUAUUUUAACAAAUUUUUGUACUCUACUUUUUUAGAGUUUCGGUUGAUACCGGUACUACGCAGUAGCAUUUAUGUACAUUGUUGUAUUUUCUCUAUGAGAAAUUGUUAUUUUUCUAUUUAAAAUAGAACUUGUAUAGAAUUUUAUAAAAUAAUGUCUCUAUCUCCGGUGGCAAGACAAGCAACUCAAAGCCAGAGCAUUCCUUCAAGAAGGGUUUUGAUAAAUGACCCUUCUCAACUUCCAAUAGAUUAUUCCUCUACGCCUGGCGGUACCUUGUAUUCAACAACACCAGGAGGUACAAGGAUCGUGUAUGAACGAGCGACGUUGAUGCAUUUGAAAAACUCUCCUCUGGCUAGGACACCACCCAAGAACUUACCUAGUAUCCCCGACUUCUUGCUCAAGGGAGACAUCGCUCAUGAAGCCAAAGAAAACGCCAACAUUAUUUGUAGUCCAGUCAAGAAAGAUCCGGCGGUGAUUGAGGACGUCAACGAACAGUUCGAGAUGGACAUGUGAACCCUGCCGACUGACCUUCACUCAGAAUCACGUGCCAUACCGUAAGGCACCAAACUCUAGUUUUAUUUGUAGUGUCAUUAAAAACCAUCACUUUAAGCCUACUAUUGUACGCUGCUCUGUCGAGGUAAACUUAUAAAGUUUGACAUUGUAAUGGUGAUAAUAAUUUGAAAAUGUAAUAAGAAUUUUUGUUGGCCAAGGAAUGUGCAUUUAAAAGGUUUGUUUCAAUUUUGAAACUAACUGAAAUAUUUGAUUAAUUGGAAUGUAUCGCAAAUUAUUGCCGUGUAUAUCAAUACAAUUUUGAUAAACUGUGUAUGAUCUACAAUGUACCAGUGUCCUCUUGAAUGUAAAAAUGUAAUAAGAAUUUUUGUUGGCCAAGGAAUGUGCAUUUUAAAAGUUUUGUUUCACUUUUGAAACUAACUGAAAUAUUUGAUUAAUUGGAAUGUAUCGCAAAUUAUUGCCGUGUAUAUCAAUACAAUUUUGAUAAACUGUGUAUGAUCUACAAUGUACCAGUGUCCUCUUAUGGAGAACUUUUGCAACGCAAAAAGCAGAAUCUCUAUUGACUUGAAAUUGGAUAAAAAUCCUCAAGUGCCCUUUUUUGUUUUAUCAAUUCACAAUCACUACAUAUUUCGACUAAUUGAUAUAAUUUUCAAGUGAAAAUCAAAGUCUCCCUCGACGUGAUCAAAUUUAUUUGGAUUAUAUAAGCAUCACUACCUGAAGAAAUUUCUUCAGUUUGAACCAUUAGUCCAACUUGAAUUGUCUCAACUUCAUACUUGGUUUCAACUCAAAAAUGUUUUGAUUCCAUUUGAUAAGGCUUUAAGGGAAACUCCACCUCUUGCGUCCAAAUUAUCGGCUCAGAAUUCUCCUCUGAUUGGCUGAGAAUCGAUUCAGAACAGUUCUCUGAUUGGCUGGGAAUACUCUGUUGGUGAGAAUUAGCCAAUCACCGGAAUCCUAAGUGUCGGCCGACAAUCCAGUGUGAAAACAGCCAUUAUUAUCGACAGGGAACAUUAUUGUGGAGCAACACAAUAUUGUUGAAGCAUGCAAUUGCCAAUAUAAUAUAAAACAGCCAUUAUUAUCGACAGGCAACAAUAUUGUGGAGCAACACAAUAUUGUUGAAGAAUGUGUCUGUAAUGAAUAUACCUGUUCAAUUCAUUUAAAAAAACCGUUAUAUCACCAUUUCUUUGUUAAAAGAGGGACUGAGUGUUUGAAUUCCGUAAUUUGAAUAGAGUAAAGUUUUGGUUUCCAAUGAAAACUACUUAUAAAAUAAAGUUGAAUAUGUUUGUAUGUUCGGAAGUGUACUCGGUGAAUCAAUUUAUAGCAAGAUUUCCUAAAUCAGUCGUUUGGAUUCUGGCCUUAUUUUUUAUAUAAUAAGUUGUUAUAGAUUCAGAUAGAUUUAGUAGAGAUAUAUUGUCUUGAAAAUUAUUUUAUUGAGCUUUGUUUACAUUAGAUGCUCUUAACUGAUUCCAUCACAGCAUAUAAUAUAUAUAAUUAUUAUUGUAUCUUCAGAAGUCAUUUUCAAUAUUAAGCCUUUCUUAGUUUUGAUUUUUUUGAAACCACAAUCAACCUAAACUUGUUAUUAGUUACUAGAAGCAAUAUAGGAAUUGGAUCAUGUUAUUGUGCUAUUAAUACUUAAUGCAAUGAUCUUAUAUUUGGCGAAUAUUGAAGAAAUUUUCUAUAUAUAGAUAUAUAGGUAAUGCACAUGAUGUUCAUUUAUAUUUUACCAUUAGAUAUAUAAUAUAAUCAGACGUAUGUUUGAAUCACUUUAAUGUUAAAUAUUUGAAAAACUAUUUUAUUCUCAAGACAAAUAUGUAUGGAUAAAUAAAUUCGAAUACCCUAUUGAAAGUUUUGAUCAAGCUUCUAAAAUUUAGAUUUUAUCAUAAAUGAUAGAGUAAAUCAACAGUAGCCUGAUACGAGAAAAAUUAUAUUUUCAAGCCAUGAAAUUGUUACCAAUAUGGUUUAUUACUGAAUAAAAUUAAUUCGCUAAAAUUUUUA